Microdochium trichocladiopsis is the source of this 1602-nucleotide messenger RNA. RefSeq names its product putative GPI anchored protein. NCBI's taxonomy places the organism in Eukaryota, Fungi, Ascomycota, Sordariomycetes, Xylariales, Microdochiaceae. The transcript has 7 exons. Bases 1 to 1602 code for a protein of 533 amino acids. The record is from RefSeq and is a predicted model, not a curated record.
AUGUCGCGACUCACGAGUCUCUCCUUCGGCCUCCUGCUAGCUGCGGGCUCUCUGGUUGGCGCUGCCCCAAAGCCAGGGCCCCAGCCAUCAAAGCCCCCGCCGACAUGUCGCUUCGCACUGAAGACGACACAAGAGCAAGUCCUCAAGGCCACGGAUGACUUCAUCUGGGACAUGCUGUAUUGGGAGGGCAAGUUCCACCAAAACAGCGUGGCAUACAACUCACUCAAUGGAAUGACAUACGAUGGCACCUUGCUUGACUGGACUACGGGGGAGCCGACACAGCUACACACCUUCAGCGCUGCAAGCAAAGAGGCACUAGCUUUCAUGCUGUACGCACAGGUCAUAAAAGGCUCGAAGGAAGCAGCCCGCUUCCUCUCGCCAGAUGACCUGAAAGCUGCCCCGGGCAUUGCCAGGUCGAUUCUCUCGACAAAGCUGCAGACAUAUCAGAACUUCAACCAGACAUAUCCAGGCUUUGGGGGGCAUCUUCCCUGGUUCACUUCCGACCAGCAGGAUAUCGCGCCUACGUAUGACUGGGUCAACCGGGUGCCUGGACUCGACAACGGUGAACUUCUCUGGGCAAUCUACGCGUGCAUACAAGCGCUGGAGAAAGCUCCCGGAUCCGACAAGACUUCCAAGGAACUUGCUGCUCAUUGGCAACUGUGGCUCGACUACGCUGCAAAGACCGCGCCCAAGGUCUUCUACCAGGGCGACGGCAAGGUGUGCGCCGUGGUGGCCAUCAAGGACCAGAGCCUGCCCCUCGACCACCCGGACCAGUCGUACUCUUGCGAAAGCCCGACGUCUUUGCUGGACGACCCGUACGAGGGAGAGACUCUGGCCUACUUCCUGCAGCUGUAUACUGAUCUGCCGGCCAAGGAGAAGGAUGCGAUCUGGACGUAUAAGCGGUCCGCCGGCAAACUCGCCAAGGUCGAGUAUUCCCAGGGUGGUGUUGGCCCAAUCACUGUCCGGAAAGGAUUUUGGUUCUCCUCUCACGAGGUUUGGAACCAGCUCGAGCUGCCUUAUUUCGAUGUAGACAUAGUGAAGAGAGUCUUCAUGAACGGCGAGCGCGUGCGUACGUGCAACAGUGUCGUCACCAACACUCCCGGCCUCUACGCCUCGGUCAACAACUCGACUGAUCCCGCCACGGGCGAGAUCCAGGGGUACAUCUCGCCGGCUGGCAUACCGUCCAUCUCGUGGCAGACCGACUCAUACCUGGACGUCGUAACGCCGUACGGGGCCUUCCCUGUCAUGAUGUUUGACAAGGCCGUUGGACUUGCUUGGUGGCGAAACAUGGUCGUGGCUAAGAAAAUGCAGAACAAGUACGGCAGCACGGAAGGUGCUCGCAUUGAUGGCACGGGAGUUUCGGCAAUCGUGACCUGGGACAGCAAGGUGCUCACGGUCGUCUCCCUUCUUGGCGGAGUGACUGAUCUUGUCCGUGACAAGAUGAAGGCCGAGAACGUGUAUCAAGACUUUUUGAGGAUCACCAAGACCGAGUACGGGAGGAUCUUUGACGGGCCGCUGGAAGGCGAAAAUGUCAAGCUGUGCUUGCCGAAAAUCAGCAUACCGGAUGCCGAGCUGGAGGAUUUCACGAGCUGUUCUGCAUAA